CUCCGGCGUGAUCUCAGCCCCGCACAACCCCCAAAACCUCCCGCUCCGCGUCCGCGGCCAUGGAGACCCUCCUCUCCCCCUCCGCAUUGCUCGGCCCGCUCCGGGUCUCCAGGAAGCCAGCGGCCCCCGCCGCCGUCCCCUGCAGCAGGCCCGCCGUCUCCUGCUCGCUCAAGAAGCAGGCGCAGGCGCAGGCGGGCGUCGCCUGGCGCGGAGACGGCGACGGCGGCGUCGGGAGCUGGGCGUCGUUCUUGCACCACGGCCUCGCCGCCGCGGCGCUGUCCCUGGCCCUCACCCUGUCGCCCGCGCCCGCGCCGGCCGCGGCGUCGGAGUUCGACGUGCUCAACGACGGGCCGCCGGCAGACACGUACGUGGUGGACGACGCCGGCGUGCUCAGCCGCGUGACCAAGUCCGACGUGAAGCGCCUCGCCCGCGACCUCGAGGCCCGCAAGAACAUCCGGAUCAACUUCGUCACCGUCCGCAAGCUCACGAGCAAAGCCGACGCGUUCGAGUACGCGGACCAAGUGCUGGAGAAGUGGUACCCGACGGUGGAGGACGGCAGCAACAAGGGGAUCGUGGUGCUGGUCACCAGCCAGAAGGAGGGCGCCAUCACCGGCGGCCCGGCCUUCGUGCAGGCCGUCGGCGACGCCAUCCUCGACGCCACCGUCUCCGAGAACCUCCCAGUGCUGGCGACGGACGAGAAGUACAACGAGGCCAUCUUCUCGACGGCGAAGCGGCUGGUGGCGGCGAUCGACGGGCUGCCGGACCCGGGCGGGCCGGCGUUCCAGGAGAGCAAGCGGGAGUCCAACUUCAAGAGCAAGGAGGAGACGGAAGAGAAGCGCGGCCAGUUCACGCUCGUCGUGGGCGGCCUGCUCGUCAUCGCCUUCGUCGUGCCCAUGGCGCAGUACUACGCCUACAUCUCCAAGAAGUGAUCCAGCAGCGUGCAGUGUACAGUACAGUAAUUUUUGAUAUUCCCCCAGUUUUCUGCUCGAAUUUUAGAAGUGAACAGAGAGAGAUCAAUGCAAGCGCACCCGCGCUCGUGUGCAA
Molecule: messenger RNA, 1044 nt
Organism: Aegilops tauschii subsp. strangulata
Lineage: Eukaryota; Viridiplantae; Streptophyta; Magnoliopsida; Poales; Poaceae
Product: UPF0603 protein OsI_019212, chloroplastic
Source: RefSeq, a predicted model, not a curated record